Lachnellula hyalina is the source of this 2448-nucleotide messenger RNA. RefSeq names its product Sucrose non-fermenting protein kinase (gene SNF1). Gene Ontology annotation, cellular component: cytoplasm. The record is from RefSeq and is a predicted model, not a curated record. The transcript has 4 exons. The coding region runs from base 1 to 2448 and encodes 815 amino acids. Gene Ontology annotation, molecular function: ATP binding; protein serine/threonine kinase activity. Gene Ontology annotation, biological process: intracellular signal transduction; protein phosphorylation. NCBI's taxonomy places the organism in Eukaryota, Fungi, Ascomycota, Leotiomycetes, Helotiales, Lachnaceae.
AUGAUGCCUCAUGGCGCCGCCUACGACGAUGGUGAGCUGGAGAUCUCUCUGGCACCAUCUGCCAACCGCCGCGCAAACAACAAGCCUCCAGAUGCAAGCACUCGACGAGCUCCAAAUGGCAUCCAUCAUCGUUCUGUUGAGCCGGUGCCGCAGAAGAAGGCCGAGCAGCGUAUCGGCGCCUACCAUAUCAUAAAGACGCUCGGCGAGGGUUCCUUUGGCAAGGUCAAGCUGGCGGUGCAUCGUGUGACGAACCAGCAGGUGGCACUCAAAAUUAUAGCUAGGAAGAAGCUCAUCAGUCGUGAUAUGGCUGGUCGGGUAGAGCGGGAAAUUGAGUAUCUACAGCUGCUUAGACAUCCGCAUAUCAUCAAGCUAUAUACCGUCAUCAAGACUCCCAUGGAGAUCAUCAUGGUGCUCGAAUAUGCCGGCGGCGAACUCUUUGACUAUAUCGUCCAGAACGGAAAGAUGAAGGAGAAUGAGGCGAGGAGGUUUUUCCAGCAAAUCAUCUGCGCUGUUGAAUAUUGCCACAGACAUAAGAUUGUACAUCGGGAUUUGAAGCCUGAGAAUCUACUGCUCGACGAAAACUUGAAUGUCAAGAUCGCCGACUUUGGUCUCAGUAACAUCAUGACGGACGGAAACUUCUUGAAGACAAGCUGUGGGAGCCCCAACUAUGCGGCACCGGAAGUCAUCAAUGGGAAACUAUACGCUGGCCCCGAAGUUGAUGUUUGGAGUUGCGGGGUAAUCUUAUAUGUUCUUCUGGUGGGACGUUUGCCUUUUGAUGACGAACAUAUUCCCUCCCUGUUUGCCAAAAUUGCCAAGGGGCACUACGUGGUUCCAAACUACAUGAGCUCUGGGGCAGCUGCGCUGAUUAGGAAGAUGUUAGCAGUCAAUCCGGUUUACAGAGCCACAAUCGAAGAGAUCCGACUAGACCCAUGGUUCGUGGAGAACUUGCCGGCGUAUCUUCAGCCACCAGUUGAGGAGUUUAUCGAUACUGGAGUUGACCCUUCAAAAGCAAUCAUUCCCAAGAACAUUGCUCCACACGCAACCGAGGCAGUGCAGGUGAAGCUUCACGACCAAGUCACGGAGAAGAUCAGCAAGACAAUGGGAUAUGGUAUCAGAGAUGUUCAAGAGGCUUUAGCAGCUGAUGAACCGUCAGCGAUCAAGGAUGCUUACUUGAUCGUCAGAGAAAACAAGCUGAUGCAAGCAAAUCGUAAGCACCUUCAGGAAACGCAGCUUGUUUCCGCGCAAGAGACGCCAGACGGAACAUCACAAAGUUCCGGACGGAGGAACUCUUCGACUCCUGUUCCUGUUAGUCAAAACAGAACUGACAACCAAGCAGCAAAUCUUUCAGAUGACACAGGAAAGUUGUUAUUCCAAGUACCUUCUCCACCAGCGUGGAAUGAUGGUAUCAAGCUUGACACUACUCCCUCCUCACCAUCACCUCCACCCCCACCUAUAGAGGACAAUGCCCCGAGUCCGGCACCACUACAAUCUCGACCAAGCCCUCUCCUAGAUGCCAUGUCACCACGUUCUUCAAGCUCACUCGGCACUGACAGAUCUAUUCGACCCUAUGUCAGUAAGAUUGGUAUCCUCCCGAGCAGUCUACCUGCAUAUCACAGAGACUUUAUGGAAGCUCGAAAGAAUGGCAGAGUUGUAGGGAGCGCUCUCUCGACUGCCCAUUCGGAAGCAGACGAACCACACCCUCAAACAGAAGCGGAGAAGGCCGAGACGGCUCGCCGUCUUAACCCUCAUUCUCGUAGUCAAAUCAAGCUCGACGAAGCCAAUAAAAGACCUACUGGAAUGACCCCCGUUCCGCAAAGGAAACCAAAACCCACAAAGUGGCAAUUCGGUAUUCGCUCACGCAAUCAACCACUGGAGGCUAUCGGAUGCAUUUAUCGUGCCUUGCAGAAGCUCGGCGCUGAAUGGGUAGUAGAUGAAGACUGGGAACCAUCCCAAGGAGGAGAUAUUCAAGAAGACAGUACGAAUAAUAACAGCUUUGUAUCAAAUGGCAGUGGAGCAUCUCUACAUCAUGCCGAGUCAAUGACCAACGAUGCGGGAGGAUCUGGCAAUAUGAGAUUUGACAAAGUCGAUCCAAACGCACCAUACAAGUUACCAGCAGAUCCAUGGGUUCUUCGCGUCCGUUGGCGCAAAGACGACCUCAGACGCCAGUCCCUAGUCUCUCUCAGCAGCGUAGGUGGUGGCGCACAAGCAGACCUUUCUUCGCCUCCCAGAACCGCAAAUUUUGUACCCCUCGAACCCGUCGAGAGUGUAGCCAUGCAUCUCGACAUCCAGCUCUACGAGAUGGAGCCCGGGGUGUACCUCGUAGAUUUCAAGUGCGCGGGCUAUGAGACAGCAGACGGCAUGUUACUAGAAGAAAAGGAUGUUACUUCGCCAUUCCCAUUUUUGGAUUUGGCUUCGAAGCUAAUCAUCCAGCUUGCCGAGGCGGAUUGA